AGUCCAGAAAUAGGCCCUUAACAUACCUGAUUAAUUGAUUUUUAACAAAGGUACAAGGGUAAUCAGAUAGUGGAGGGACAACUAGAUAUCUAUGUUUAAAAAUUUUUUCAUAUGAGUCCAAGAGCAUGAUCCAUAGAACAAGAGAUAAUAUGUAUCAAACUUCAUAAAAAUAAUGUAUUUCUGCUCUUUGAAAGGCACUGUGAAGAGAAUAAAAAGAUAUGCCCAGACUGGGAGACCACAUUUACAAAUAAUGUACCUGAUAAAAGACUUGUAUUCAGAAUAUAUAAACAUCUCUCAAAACUCAAUAAUAAGAAAACAAAACCCAACUUAAAAGAUAGGCCAAAGGUUUGAGCAUUCACCCAAGAGGAUUUACUAAUGACAAAUAAGUCCAUAAAAAUAUGCUCAGUAUCAUUGGCCAUUAAGGAAAUUCCAGGGCAAACCACAGUAAGAUAAUACUACUCACUUGUUAGAAUGGCUAAAAUGAAAAAGAGAGAUCAUUCCUAAUGCUGUCAGGGAUGUAGAGCAGCCGAAACUCUCAUAUAUUGCUAGUAUGAAUGUAAAAUGUCACCACACUUUGAAAAGCAGUUUGGCCCCUUCCUAACAUGUUAAACAUGCUAAAUAUAUACCUACAAUAGGACUCAGCCUUUCCAUUCCUAGAUAUUUAUACCCAAGAGAAAUGAAAGCAUAUGUCCAUACAAAGACUUGCACACAAAUACUCAUAACAGCUUUAUUUGUAAUAGCACAGAAAGCUAAGGGUUUAAAUUGUGUAUCAUAAUGAAUACUCCUCAGCAAUGAAAAGGGAUGGAUUGACAGACAAUUGAAUAAUUGACAAUAGAAUAAUCUCAAAAAAUUAUGCCGAGUGGAAGAAACCAUACAAAAAAAGAGUAUAUAAUGUAUGAUUCCAUUUCCUUAAAGUUCUGGAAAAUGCAAACUAAUGUAUAAUAAUGAAAAGAUUAGUGGUUGUCUGGAGAAGGAGUGAGUGUGAGAGUGAUGCAUAGAGGGAUUACAGAGGCCUGGGAAAACUUUUGGAGGUGAUGGCUCUGUAUGUGCAUUAUCUUAAUGGUGGUGAUAGUUUCAUGCAUGUCUACAUAAGGCAAAAUCGCGCACUCCGAACAUGGAUAGUUCAUCCUACGCCAGUUACAGCCCAGUAAAGCUAUUUUAAAUGCCACACUGCAUGACAGGCAUACCGUGUGGGAAACUGUGCUGUAAACGUGUGAAAUGCACUCGCUUUAAUCUUCAGAACAAACCUCCAGCUGUUUGCUGUGAUUGUUCCCUUUACAGAGGAGAACACCGACGCUUCGAAAAGCCGUUCAGUCCAAGUCCACCCAGUCAGCAAGCGGCAGCCUGACCAUUCUCUUUCCCUCUUAACUGUGAACGGAGGUGGAAACACGUGGACGAGGCACAAUAACAUGCUUAGCGUUCUCACCUUCAUUAUCUAGGACGGUCCUCGGGGGAGAGUGUGGAGGAAGCAGUUCAUGCCUGCUUUGCAGAUGGACAAACUGAGGUUGACAAGAUAAAAGUGAUCUUUACAGUUUAGACCUGGGACUGCAGGGGAGCGACGUUUCCCUACUCCUUACACCAGCGCCCUGUCCAUGGACUCACAGGUCUCCCGCUGCUGCUGACUUCUGCGUCUGCUUUUUCUUUGUUGGUUUUUAUUUUUAUUCAUUCAGCCAAAGAUCACGUACUUUGCCUUUCCGUGUUGGUGGAUGUCAGACACUCCCAACCGAGCGUGGCAAUAUGACCAGGCAUUUCCUUCUGCGCCUGCGGGUCAGGAAGAAGGCACUUCCAAGGGCCACGGGGCACCUUCUGGGUGUCAGCGCCCAGGAGCGGCCCGUGGGCAGGAGCUGGGCGGCCCCGUCCCGUCGCUCGGUUCGGGCGCCCCGCCCGCGCGCUCCGCCGGACGUCGGGGAGGCGGGCCCGGGGACGCUCGCGAGGCGCUCCGGCGAGGCGCCCCCUGCCGGCGCCCUGCUCCCUCGUCCUGGAUCCCGUCCGGGCGGCGCGGGGACGCCGGCCUGGGAGCCCGCUAGCGAGCGGGCGGGCGGCGCGGUGCGGCGCGGCCGAGCGGGUGCGCCCUGCAGGGAGCUGGCCUGUCCUGGACGCAGCAUAACUAACGAAGCUGCUGCAGGAUGAGAAGAUGGCAGGGCGGCUGCUCGCACCACCAGGCCCUGAUAGUUUCAAGCCUUUCACCCCCGAGUCUCUGGCAAACAUCGAGAGGCGCAUUGCCGAGAGCAAGCUUAAGAAACCACCAAAGGGAGAUGGCAGCCACCGGGACGACGAUGAGGACAGCAAGCCCAAGCCCAACAGUGACCUGGAAGCCGGGAAGAGUUUGCCUUUCAUCUAUGGGGACAUCCCACAAGGCCUGGUCGCUGUUCCCCUGGAGGACUUUGACCCGUACUAUUUGACGCAGAAAACCUUUGUAGUAUUAAACAGAGGGAAAACUCUCUUCAGAUUUAGUGCCACGCCUGCCUUGUAUAUUUUAAGUCCUUUUAACCUGAUAAGAAGAAUAGCUAUUAAAAUUUUGAUACAUUCAGUAUUUAGCAUGAUCAUUAUGUGCACUAUUUUGACCAACUGUGUAUUCAUGACUUUUAGUAACCCUCCCGACUGGUCGAAGAAUGUGGAGUACACAUUCACAGGGAUUUAUACAUUUGAAUCACUAGUUAAAAUCAUUGCAAGAGGUUUCUGCAUAGAUGGCUUCACCUUUUUACGGGAUCCGUGGAACUGGUUGGAUUUCAGUGUCAUCAUGAUGGCAUAUGUGACAGAGUUUGUGGACCUGGGCAAUGUCUCAGCGCUGAGAACAUUCAGGGUUCUCCGAGCUUUGAAAACUAUCUCUGUAAUUCCAGGCCUGAAGACCAUUGUGGGCGCCCUGAUUCAGUCCGUGAAGAAGCUGUCAGAUGUGAUGAUCCUGACAGUGUUCUGCCUGAGUGUUUUCGCCUUGAUCGGCCUGCAGCUGUUCAUGGGCAACCUGCGGAACAAGUGUGUGGUGUGGCCCAUAAACUUCAAUGACAGCUACCUCGAGAACGGCACCCGAGGCUUCGACUGGGACGAGUAUAUCAACAAUAAAACAAAUUUUUACACAGUUCCUGGAAUGCUAGAACCUCUACUCUGUGGGAACAGUUCUGAUGCUGGGCAAUGCCCAGAGGGAUACCAAUGUAUGAAAGCAGGAAGGAAUCCCAACUAUGGUUACACAAGCUUUGACACUUUCAGCUGGGCCUUCUUGGCAUUAUUUCGCCUUAUGACCCAGGACUAUUGGGAAAACUUAUAUCAACUGACUUUACGAGCAGCUGGAAAAACGUACAUGAUCUUCUUCGUCUUGGUCAUCUUUGUGGGUUCUUUCUAUUUGGUGAACUUGAUCUUGGCUGUGGUAGCCAUGGCUUAUGAAGAGCAGAAUCAGGCAACACUGGAGGAGGCAGAGCAGAAAGAGGCUGAAUUCAAAGCAAUGUUGGAGCAACUUAAGAAGCAACAGGAAGAGGCACAGGCUGCUGCGAUGGCCACUUCAGCAGGCACUGUCUCAGAAGAUGCCAUCGAGGAAGAAGGUGAAGAAGAGGGAGGCUCCCCGAGGAGCUCGUCGGAAAUGUCUAAGCUCAGUUCCAAGAGUGCGAAGGAAAGACGGAACCGGAGGAGGAAGAGGAAGCAGAAGGAACUCUCUGAAGGAGAGGAGAAGGGGGAUCCUGAGAAGGUGUUCAAGUCCGAGUCAGAAGACGGUAUGAGGAGGAAGGGCAUUCGGCUGCCGGACAACAGGAUCGGGAGGAAAUUUUCCAUCAUGAAUCAGUCACUGCUCAGCAUCCCGGGCUCCCCCUUCCUCUCCCGCCACAACAGCAAGAGCAGCAUCUUCAGCUUCAGGGGCCCCGGGCGGUUCCGGGACCCGGGCUCGGAGAACGAGUUUGCGGACGACGAGCACAGCACCGUGGAGGAGAGCGAGGGCCGCCGCGACUCGCUCUUCAUCCCGAUCCGCGCCCGCGAGCGCCGCAGCAGCUACAGCGGCUACAGCGGCUACAGCCAGGGCAGCCGCUCCUCGCGCAUCUUCCCCAGCCUGCGGCGCAGCGUGAAGCGCAACAGCACCGUGGACUGCAACGGCGUGGUGUCCCUCAUCGGCGGCCCCGGCUCCCGCAUCGGCGGGCGGCUCCUGCCAGAGGUGAAAAUAGAUAAGGCAGCUACCGAUGACAGUGGUACAACUGAAGUGGAAAUUAAGAAGAAAGGUCCUGGAUCUCUCUUAGUUUCCAUGGAGCAACUGGCCUCCUAUGGGCGGAAGGACAGGAUAAACAGUAUACUGAGUGUUGUUACAAAUACACUAGUAGAAGAGCUGGAAGAGUCCCAGAGGAAGUGCCCGCCAUGCUGGUAUAAAUUCGCCAAUACGUUCCUCAUCUGGGAGUGUCACCCCUACUGGAUAAAACUGAAAGAGAUUGUGAACUUGAUCGUUAUGGACCCUUUUGUGGACUUGGCCAUCACCAUCUGCAUCGUCCUGAAUACACUGUUCAUGGCGAUGGAGCACCAUCCUAUGACCCCACAAUUCGAACAUGUCUUGUCUGUGGGGAAUCUGGUUUUCACUGGAAUUUUCACAGCGGAAAUGUUUCUGAAGCUCAUAGCCAUGGAUCCCUACUAUUAUUUCCAAGAAGGCUGGAACAUUUUUGAUGGAUUUAUUGUCUCCCUCAGUUUAAUGGAACUGAGUCUAGCAGAUGUGGAGGGGCUUUCGGUGCUGCGAUCUUUCCGAUUGCUCCGGGUCUUCAAAUUGGCCAAAUCCUGGCCCACCCUGAACAUGCUGAUUAAGAUUAUUGGAAAUUCAGUUGGUGCCCUGGGCAACCUGACCCUGGUGCUGGCCAUUAUUGUCUUCAUCUUUGCUGUGGUGGGGAUGCAGCUCUUUGGAAAGAGCUACAAAGAGUGUGUCUGCAAGAUCAACCAGGACUGCGAACUCCCUCGGUGGCACAUGCAUGACUUUUUUCAUUCCUUCCUCAUUGUCUUCCGAGUGUUGUGCGGGGAGUGGAUCGAGACCAUGUGGGACUGCAUGGAGGUGGCAGGCCAGGCCAUGUGCCUCAUCGUCUUCAUGAUGGUCAUGGUUAUUGGCAACUUGGUGGUGCUGAACCUGUUCCUGGCCUUGCUCCUGAGCUCCUUCAGUGCAGACAAUCUGGCAGCCACUGACGAUGACGGGGAGAUGAACAACCUACAGAUCUCAGUCAUCCGUAUCAAGAAGGGCGUGGCUUGGACCAAAGUGAAAGUGCACGCCUUCAUGCAGGCCCACUUCAAGCAGCGCGAGGCCGACGAAGUGAAACCUCUGGACGAGAUGUACGAUAAGAAGGCCAACUGCAUCGCCAACCACACCGGUGCGGACAUCCACCGGAAUGGUGACUUCCAGAAGAAUGGCAAUGGCACCACCAGCGGCAUCGGCAGCAGCGUGGAGAAGUACAUUAUUGAUGAGGACCACAUGUCCUUCAUCAACAACCCUAACUUAACCGUGCGGGUGCCCAUUGCCGUAGGCGAGUCCGAUUUUGAGAACGUCAACACAGAGGACGUUAGCAGCGAAUCAGAUCCUGACGGCAGCAAAGAUAAACUGGAUGAUACUAGCUCCUCUGAAGGAAGUACCAUUGAUAUCAAGCCGGAAGUAGAAGAGGUCCCAGUGGAACAGCCUGAGGAAUACUUGGACCCAGAAGCUUGCUUCACAGAAGGCUGUGUCCAGCGAUUCAAGUGCUGCACUGUGAACAUCGAGGAGGGCCUAGGCAAGUCCUGGUGGGUCCUGCGGAAGACGUGCUUCCUCAUUGUAGAGCACAAUUGGUUUGAGACCUUCAUCAUCUUCAUGAUUCUGCUCAGCAGUGGCGCCCUGGCCUUCGAGGACAUCUACAUUGAGCAGAGGAGGACCAUCCGGACCGUGCUGGAGUACGCCGACAAAGUCUUCACCUACAUCUUCAUCCUGGAGAUGCUGCUCAAGUGGACAGCCUACGGUUUCGUCAAGUUCUUCACCAAUGCCUGGUGCUGGCUGGACUUCCUCAUUGUGGCUGUCUCUUUAGUCAGCCUUGUAGCUAAUGCCCUGGGCUACUCGGAACUAGGUGCCAUAAAGUCCCUUAGGACCCUAAGAGCUUUGAGACCCUUAAGAGCCUUAUCACGAUUUGAAGGGAUGAGGGUGGUGGUGAAUGCCUUGGUGGGCGCCAUCCCCUCCAUCAUGAAUGUGCUGCUGGUGUGUCUCAUCUUCUGGCUGAUUUUCAGCAUCAUGGGAGUUAACCUAUUUGCGGGAAAGUACCACUACUGCUUUAAUGAGACUUCUGAAGAACGAUUUGAAAUUGAAAUUGUCAACAAUAAAACUGAUUGUGAAAAGCUCAUGGAGGGGAACAAUACAGAAAUCAGGUGGAAGAACGUGAAGAUCAACUUUGACAACGUUGGGGCAGGAUACCUGGCGCUUCUUCAGGUGGCAACCUUCAAAGGCUGGAUGGACAUCAUGUACGCAGCUGUCGAUUCCCGAAAGCCUGAAGAGCAGCCUAAGUAUGAGGACAACAUCUACAUGUACAUCUACUUUGUCAUCUUCAUCAUCUUCGGCUCCUUCUUCACCCUGAACCUGUUCAUUGGUGUCAUCAUUGAUAACUUCAAUCAACAAAAGAAAAAGUUUGGAGGUCAGGACAUCUUCAUGACUGAGGAACAGAAGAAGUACUACAAUGCCAUGAAAAAGCUGGGCUCGAAGAAACCACAGAAACCCAUUCCCCGCCCCCUGAACAAAAUCCAAGGUAUCGUCUUUGAUUUUGUCACUCAGCAAGCCUUUGACAUUGUCAUCAUGAUGCUCAUCUGCCUUAACAUGGUGACGAUGAUGGUGGAGACAGACACUCAGAGCAAGCAGAUGGAGAACAUCCUCUACUGGAUUAACCUGGUCUUCGUCAUCUUCUUCACCUGUGAGUGUGUGCUCAAAAUGUUUGCCCUGAGGCACUACUACUUCACCAUUGGCUGGAACAUCUUCGACUUCGUGGUCGUCAUCCUCUCCAUCGUGGGAAUGUUCCUGGCAGAUAUAAUUGAGAAAUACUUUGUUUCCCCAACCCUAUUCCGAGUCAUCCGAUUGGCCCGUAUUGGGCGCAUCUUGCGUCUGAUCAAAGGCGCCAAAGGGAUUCGGACCCUGCUCUUUGCCUUAAUGAUGUCCUUGCCUGCUCUGUUCAACAUCGGCCUUCUGCUCUUCCUGGUCAUGUUCAUCUUCUCCAUCUUUGGGAUGUCCAAUUUUGCGUAUGUGAAGCACGAGGCUGGCAUUGAUGACAUGUUCAACUUCGAGACGUUUGGCAACAGCAUGAUCUGCCUGUUCCAGAUCACAACCUCCGCUGGGUGGGAUGGCCUGCUGCUGCCCAUCCUCAACCGCCCCCCCGACUGCAGCCUGGACAAGGAGCACCCCGGGAGCGGCUUUAAGGGGGACUGCGGGAACCCCUCGGUGGGCAUCUUCUUCUUCGUAAGCUACAUCAUCAUCUCCUUCCUAAUUGUCGUGAACAUGUACAUUGCCAUCAUCUUGGAGAACUUCAGUGUAGCCACCGAGGAAAGUGCAGACCCCCUGAGUGAGGACGACUUUGAGACCUUCUACGAGAUCUGGGAGAAGUUCGACCCCGACGCCACGCAGUUCAUCGAGUACUGCAAGCUGGCAGACUUCGCAGAUGCCUUGGAGCACCCUCUGCGAGUGCCCAAGCCCAACACCAUCGAGCUCAUUGCCAUGGAUCUGCCCAUGGUCAGCGGGGACCGCAUCCACUGCUUGGACAUCCUGUUUGCCUUCACCAAGCGGGUCCUGGGAGACAGCGGGGAGCUGGACAUCCUCCGACAGCAGAUGGAGGAGCGGUUCGUGGCCUCCAAUCCUUCCAAAGUGUCUUACGAGCCCAUCACCACCACCCUGCGGCGCAAGCAGGAGGAGGUGUCGGCCGUGGUCCUGCAGCGCGCCUACCGGGGCCAUUUAGCAAGGCGGGGCUUCGUCUGCAGAAAGACAGCUUCCAGCAAGCUGGAGAACGGAGGCGCACACCCGGAGAAGAAGGAGAGCACCCCGUCCACCGCCUCCCUCCCAUCCUACGACAGUGUGACUAAACCCGAGAAGGAGAAACAGCAGCGGGCAGAGGAGGGAAGACGGGAAAGAGCCAAAAGACAGAAAGAGGCCAGAGAAUCCAAGUGUUAGAGGAAAGCGGAAAUUUAACAUCGUACAGACUUCAAAUGCGCAAGUGAAAGAUUGUUUACAAACUUCCUGAAUAUUAUCAGUGCAGAACAGCUAUGGAGACACUUUACCCUGACGAUCUAUACCAAACGUAGUCUGCUUACCAUGUCACAUGGUUGCAUCUUGAGCAGUGACCUGCCCAGGGCAAAGGACCCUGCCCCCCGACUCGCAGAUUUUCUAACGCUUGGGCAGGUGGUUACUGCAUGUUCCACAUCAGUCAAUGCAACUUAGGACAAAACUAAACAGGACACAAAAACAGAG
Molecule: messenger RNA, 8407 nt
Organism: Myotis daubentonii (Daubenton's bat)
Lineage: Eukaryota; Metazoa; Chordata; Mammalia; Chiroptera; Vespertilionidae
Gene: SCN8A
Product: sodium voltage-gated channel alpha subunit 8
Biological process (GO): sodium ion transmembrane transport; membrane depolarization during action potential; neuronal action potential
Cellular component (GO): voltage-gated sodium channel complex; plasma membrane
Molecular function (GO): voltage-gated sodium channel activity; protein binding
Source: RefSeq, a predicted model, not a curated record